Messenger RNA from Mercenaria mercenaria, 1677 nucleotides. RefSeq names its product beta-1,3-galactosyltransferase 1-like. The transcript has 2 exons. Gene Ontology annotation, cellular component: membrane. Gene Ontology annotation, molecular function: hexosyltransferase activity. The coding region runs from base 613 to 1677 and encodes 354 amino acids. The record is from RefSeq and is a predicted model, not a curated record. Lineage: Eukaryota; Metazoa; Mollusca; Bivalvia; Venerida; Veneridae.
CCAAAGUAGUUGGUGAGCUCUUUAAGAAAGCUAGAGUAACGCCGCUGAUAAACGUAGAUGACGUGUAUAUGUUCGGUCAGCUCACUCAUGAUAUUCAAGAGAUAAAUUUUGUCAACAUUAAACAAAAUCUUACUCUAUUGCAAGAUAAUGGAUUGAAUACAUACAGGAAAGGAAAAAGUGAUUUGAUAGCAGUUAAUGUGCAAUAUUCGUCAGCUAUGGAGGAAUUGUGGUCUUUAACCUUGAUCGAAUCUUAUUCGUCGAAAAUAUAGGUGCGACGUCAUGUCACACCUUAAGAUGGAAUUUUUGCGACUGACGAAAUUGUAUAUAGAUGUUGCAAAUGGACCUUUAAAAAUGACGUCAGUACGAUCGGCGCGUAUUACAGCUAUUCGGCUAUGUUUUAACCUUUUCCGAGGUGAGGUCAACUGUAUCUCAGCAUUAUGCUUCCUAGUACUUGUCUUCGUUUUCCUUUCUAUGGUGGUAAAUAUGAAACGCACGCCCACUAUAAUGACGUCACUCUAGCAUGCUAGACUGAAUUGGAAAGACCUAGAAAAGGAAUCUGAAAAUACUAUACUUAUUGAACAUGAAGAUGGAAAUGUUUAUAUUGCUUUUAAAAUGAAGGAGUCUGCUAAAAUCGUUAAACAUUUAAAAACUGGUAUUAAAGACCUUAAACAGUCACGUGAUUUAAUGUCCGAAACGAGGCACGUUUUCGCAGAAAACAAAUUUAGCAAUAUGAAAAAGGUGAAUAAUAAAACUGAAGGUGAAAGAAAGACUGGACCUGACGAUCUUUCUUUAGCGAAUGGACAUUAUUUCCCUCUGACAGUUUCGAGCAACCCUUACAACAUUAACAGCAAAUUCGUGUGCAAAGGAGUAAAAGAAUUGUCGUUUAUUGUAGUAGUACAUUCUGCCACCACACAUUUCAUGAGACGGUCAUCAAUCAGAGAAACUUGGGCCAAUUUUAAGCUCUUUAAAAGACAUUCAAUGAGAAUAGUGUUCAAUCUUGGAAAACCUGAGAAGGACUCAACGCAAGCUCUUAUUGAACAUGAAUCGGCAGUGAAUAAAGAUAUCGUACAAGGGAAUUUUAUAGAUUCGUGUAGAAACCUUACUCAUAAAGGUGUUUUAGGACUUAGGUGGAUUUCAGAGUUCUGUAAGCAAGCAGAAAUUAUUGGCAAAGUUGACGAUGACGUUUUCCUAAAUGUGUUCAAACUAAUGGAAGAAUUAGAAUCAAAUUUUAGAAACAAAACGAGACAAAUAUGGUGUCCAGUGAGGAAUAAAGGAACAAGUCAGAUUCAGAGAAAGAAAGGGAAGUGGAAAAUCGAUGAGAACGAAUUUAAAAAUAUGACAUAUUUUCCGGUGACGUAUUGUAAUGGAUUUUUCACAGUUAUCACAAGAGAUAUUAUACAAGAAAUGUAUGAAGCAGCCAGAGUUACGCCAUUCUUUUGGGUGGACGAUGUAUAUUUGUUUGGGCUUUUGCCGGACAAAAUUAAAAAUGUUAAACACGCUCCCUUGAUGAAUCUCAAUUUGAAUGAGAAAGACAUUUUUGAAUCAAAGGACAAGAAGUGCCAUCUUCUAGUUGCUAAUGCGCAUUCUGAUGGUAUAAUGGACAAAUUCUGGUUUAGUGCACUACAACAAUACAAAACACUAGCACAAAAAUACUCAAAGGACGGACUGUUUGUUUGA